CCGCCUCUCUUUUCCGGGCGCACGGUCUGUUGGGAGUGGGGGGCCGCGGCGGCGGUGGCGGUCGGCCUCGGAGCCGAGAAGCCCUACUCGGGGACUCUGCAGGUCGCUCGGGCUAGAGUGGCAUUGGAGCUCGCUUCAGCUCGGGAGGAGGAGGUCCUGGUCUGAACCCCCAGAAGUCUUUUUCCGGUCGGAUCUAGACCUUCCGAGCCGCGCCCAUAUGGUGGGAGGAGCCCGGCUCAGCUCCCCGCCUGGACGCCGGGAAAUUUCUGCUCAGCGGGGUGGUCCCACCUCCUGGUCUUGUGACCUUGGGCAGAUCCCCUCUCGUCAGGCCUUAGUUUGGUUACGUGUGAAUGGAAGUGACAGUAACUGUCCUUAUGGGUUAUGGGGAGGAUUGGAUGAGGGGAAAGCGUCCGCGGAGUGUCUGGCGGGAGUCUUCAAUCUCCUUUUCCAGAGUUCCAGAAUGGAGACUGAAGGGUACCUAGAGGCACAAAGAAAUAGAGAAGUCCAAGAUGAUAAAAUGAGGUCUCCAUCAAAUGAGAUGAUGGCUGAGGAGCCAGAAGUUGUCCUAAUACCGGCUCCCCAGGUCCAGGCUCCACGAGAGCCUUCUGGGCUUCCACAAGAGAGCCUUGAUGAAGACUCUCUCGAAGACCUUGAGACCUUGCCACGAAGGAAUCCUCCCAACGCGGCAGCCUCCAGGCAGAGGUUCCGGAAAUUCCGCUAUGAAGAUGGAGCUGGGCCCAGGGAUGUCCUCAGACAUCUGCAGGAGCUUGCCGGACAGUGGCUGAGACCUGAUAUUCACACAAAAGAGCAGAUUGUGGAGAUGCUGGUACAGGAGCAGUUCCAGGCUGUCCUGCCCGAGGAGCUCAGAGCUCGGGCCCAGAGAUGUCAGCCUGGGGUCAGAAUCACUGGCUAAAUCCUGCCACAGGGUUCUUGCUCAGCCUACACGUGAGAAGUAACCAAACGUUCUCUUUGUUGCAGGAGCCAACAACAGUCAUGGAGAAAUGUGAACCUCGGGGGUUUUUUUUGUUUUUUUGUUUUUUCUUUCGGCUUGCCUUUGACUAGUUGUAAUAAGAACCCAUCAGAACCCAUGUUUGGACCUCUCUCUGGCGGAGGCAGCUCUAAUUCCUGGGACUGAGCUCUAGAAAGAGCUUCUGUUAGGACCCUCCUUUUAGGACAAUCAGCCUGUUGCUUGUUCUUGCUCUGCUGAAUGCCUCCUUUUUUGCACUUUCUGACAUGCUUUAAUAUAUUGUUAUGUAUCCAAAGAGGUAAUUUCUUCAACUUUCAGAAUUCUUGAUUCUUGCUGUGGCGGCAUGAAUGGAAGCUUCUGUAACCCCACCAGUAACUCAUCUUAGAUGUCCUUGAACUAUUAAAAGUUUAGUGCUUAA
Messenger RNA from Mustela erminea (ermine), 1385 nucleotides. Its product is annotated as SCAN domain-containing protein 1-like. The transcript is spliced from 2 exons. The record is from RefSeq and is a predicted model, not a curated record. NCBI's taxonomy places the organism in Eukaryota, Metazoa, Chordata, Mammalia, Carnivora, Mustelidae. Bases 218 to 913 code for a protein of 231 amino acids.